Molecule: messenger RNA, 1770 nt
Organism: Spea bombifrons (plains spadefoot toad)
Lineage: Eukaryota; Metazoa; Chordata; Amphibia; Anura; Pelobatidae
Gene: CREB3L4
Product: cAMP responsive element binding protein 3 like 4
Exons: 10
Coding region: 227-1558 (443 amino acids)
Biological process (GO): regulation of transcription by RNA polymerase II
Cellular component (GO): nucleus
Molecular function (GO): RNA polymerase II cis-regulatory region sequence-specific DNA binding; DNA-binding transcription factor activity, RNA polymerase II-specific
Source: RefSeq, a predicted model, not a curated record
CAACCUGCGUGACAGGUGCAGCCGUGAAGGAAUAAAGGGGGAGGCUCACGCCCGAGGAACCAGCCAAACAGCAGCCCCGGUCCCCCUUCUAAAAGAAGAGGGUGGCAACUGCCUCUCCCAUACAGGAUGUAGAUCCUGGAGACCUGAGAUCCUAUCUGCUGCCGGUGUGCGCUGGUCUCCUGUCUGCCUGGCUGGGGUGCCGUCUGAUCUCCUCACACCCAGGAACAUGGAGCCCUCCAGACCGGACCUGCUACUGGGUUCACUCUUUGAGCAGCAAGAAGAUUUGUUCCCGCCGGAGGGGUUCUCAGGGUCCGAACCCGGCACUUUCAGCCUGCCUGAUUCCCACGGAUUCCCUGCCGAGAAGCUGUAUGAGGAAUGGCCAGUGAGCGGACAGGCGGGGAUGAGGGAGCGUGAAGACCCUGAUGAUUUCCUGCAGAUGAUGAUCGACCCUAACGAGGUAUACAGUACUGAAGCGAUCGCCAUUGAAUCUCCAGAGAGCGACAGCGGGUUCUCCGACGACCCUCAGCCGGACACCCCCGUUCAGUGCGAGCCCAGUACCCCGUUACCCCAGGCUGCAGCGGUGUAUGAAUUGGUGUACGAUGUUUCUUCUCUGGAGGAGAGGAACAGUCAGCGUGAAAUGAACAGAGUCAUAUCAAUACAACUGGAGGACUGGCAUUCUCCGGUGCUAAUUCCAGACGGCUGUAUAGUGAAUGAACUGCCAACGCUUCACACGUCAGCGCUCUGCAAGCCGGCAGCAUUACCCAUCCGGGUCGCCACACCAGAUCUGCUGUCAGUGGACGCCUUGUACCCAGAGCUCCAUCUGACCGAUGAAGAGAAGAGGCUUCUGUCUCAGGAAGGGGUGGCACUGCCCAGUAACCUCCCGCUCACCAAGGCAGAGGAGCGCAUCCUGAAGAGGGUGCGGAGAAAGAUCCGGAAUAAGCAGUCGGCGCAGGACAGCCGCAGGCGCAAAAAAGAAUAUAUCGACGGACUGGAAAGCAGAGUUGCUGCCUGUUCUGCUCAGAAUCAGGAACUGCACAAAAAAGUUGUCGAGCUGGAAAAACACAACAUAUCCCUGAUCACUCAGCUCCGCAAACUUCAGACCCUCAUCAAACAAACUUCCAAUAAAGCAGCACAGACCGGCACCUGCGUCAUGAUCCUGCUCUUCUCUCUGGCGCUGCUCAUCUUCCCCAGCUACAGCCCGCUGCGCUCUAGAGCCUCUCCGAACGAUGUGACCAGUUACAGACCCACGGGAGUCAUCUCUCGCAAUAUCCUGAACAAAGUGGGGUUCUCCGAGGUCCCCGAGGCUCCCGGAGUGGACAGCGUCCUCCCAGAACCUCAGCCCGAGCAGAAGAUACAAGACCCGCGCUUUCUUCCUAAGUCUAACCUUGGCCAGGAAGAGACAGGUCCUGAAAUAAAGGGACUGUUUCGGGAGCGGCAAGCCUGGGAGGAGAAGGUGCCACCCGAGUCCACAGCCGGGGUCCCAUCAAAGAAAGCGGAAGUGCCAGAAAAUGCAGACAGUAAGGAGCUCUCAAAGACUGCGCGAGGAGACGAGAUGUGAGUCUUAAACGUCUAGAGAGACCAAAGGACUCAAAGGACUGGGGAAGAAGUGACUUUCACGCUUCUAGACACAGGAAUCGGCCAACGCAAAGAGUUUUCCAAAUGAUGUAACGCUGACGCACCAGAAGAACUGAUGGGGAGGAGAAGGCUACUAAAUCAACAAACGGCCAGGUCACAGGUGUCUCCUGUACACCCUAAAAACACACACAGAUA